AUGAGUUUGGUGUCGUUGAACGAGGCGGAAAAGGUGUACAUUAUUCACGGAGUUGAGGAAAAUUUCCGAUGUGACGGACGCAGUCGACAAGACUACAGGCCAUUGGAAUUGGAAAUGGACAUUGUGAGCAACGCUAAUGGGUCAGCUCGCCUGCGAUUAGCCAACUCUGAUAUUUUAGUGUGCGUAAAAGUGGAGAUUGACACUCCACUUCCAGAAGCUCCUAAGGAUGGCAAAAUAGAAUAUUUUGUCGAUUGUUCGGCCAACGCAACUCCAGCAUUUGAAGGACGUGGCGGUGAACAUUUAGCUGCUGAACUCAGUCGCUUUCUUUGCUUAGCUCAUGGCCCAGUAUUUAACUUGAGCAAAUUGUGUAUUGUUCCUGGACAAUCAUGUUGGAAAUUGUUUGUCGAUGUUCUGAUCUUAGAAUGUGGAGGAAACUUAUUUGAUGCCGUAUCAUUGGCAGCUAAAGCUGCUUUGUGUAGCACAAGUCUGCCAAAUAUUGUGGGGACAUACGAGGAUGGCCAAAAUAUCGAUCUUCAGAUAUCUGAUGAUCCAUUCGAUACAAAACCACUAGACGCCAAUGACUUACCUGUCUUGGUGUCCAUGUGCAAAAUUGGCAACAGUUAUGUGGCUGACCCUACUAUAGAGGAGGAAAUAUGUGGUGCAGGAUGUAUUGUUGUAUCAGUCACGCCCAAAGGAAACGUAACGGCUGUAUUAAAAAAAGGAGCCGGAAGCUUUAUGCCGGAUACGUUAAACGAAAUCAUUAUGUCUGGUUCACACAUUGGUAUUCUGUUGAAUAAAGCGCUCGAUGAAACUCUUAUUCAAGACAUGUCCAGUAAUGUUUGUAAGCAACAAUAUGGUUUCCUUAAAUGA
Molecule: messenger RNA, 870 nt
Organism: Macrosiphum euphorbiae (potato aphid)
Lineage: Eukaryota; Metazoa; Arthropoda; Insecta; Hemiptera; Aphididae
Source: the annotation of a GenBank genome assembly